This is a messenger RNA of Geodia barretti, 828 nucleotides long. The record is from the annotation of a GenBank genome assembly. Lineage: Eukaryota; Metazoa; Porifera; Demospongiae; Tetractinellida; Geodiidae.
AUGGCGGCUGAUGCGGUCAGCGGCGCCCUUGCCGAGGCGUCGCCGGCCGGCGCGCGUGGACCGGCCGAACCGCUCGCCAAGAUCGACGUCGACGAUCUCAGCGUCUACUACGGCGAGACGAAAGCCCUCGAUCGUAUUGCGAUCCGGAUUCCGGCCAAUCAGGUGACCGCCUUCAUCGGUCCCUCUGGGUGCGGGAAGAGUACGUUUCUGCGGACGCUGAACCGGAUGAACGACAUCGUGCCCGGCGUGCGGGUCAGCGGGACCGUCUCCAUCGACGGUCAGGACAUCUUCGCCCCGGAGACCGAUCCGGUGGAGUUGCGGCGGCGCGUCGGGAUGGUGUUCCAGCAGUCGAAUCCAUUUCCCAAGUCGGUGUUCGAGAACGUCGCCUACGGCCUGCGCGUGAACGGCCUCACCCGGUCGCGCGUCGAGCUCGAAGACCGGGUGGAGUCCAGCUUGAAGGCGGCGGCGUUGUGGGAGGAAGUGCGUGAUCGGUUGCGAGACUCGGCGCUGACGCUGUCGGGAGGACAGCAGCAGCGGCUGUGCAUCGCGCGCGCGCUGGCGGUGCAGCCGGAGGUGCUGCUGAUGGACGAGCCGGCGUCGGCGCUCGACCCGAUCGCCACUCAGCGGAUCGAAGAGUUGGUGUAUCAGCUCAAGCGCGACUACACGAUCGUCAUCGUGACGCACAACCUGCAGCAGGCGGCGCGUGUAUCCGAUUGGACGGCGUUCUUCUGGCUGGGAAAGCUGGUCGAGUGCAAUCGGACCAGCCGAUUGUUCACCGCACCGACCGAGAAGCUGACCGAAGGCUACGUCACCGGGCGGUUCGGGUAG